UUUCUCAAUCAAAACAUUUGCACAUGUAAGUAAUGUGGAUCUAUCGACUCAAAAAUUGGGGAAAUUGGGCUCUUUCGAUUUUCAAAAAAAUUGUCACUUUUUCUUAUAAGCGAGUAAGUUGGAGGAAAAGCAAAAGGUUCUUGCUUUUUUUUGCUUUCACUUCUCCUCUCAUGCACCCAAAGGCAUCUCCGUACUUAAAAAACUAUUUUUUUUUUCCUGAUUCUCUCUUUUUCUCGUCUUCUUCGUCUCCUUCUCGGGUCGAUUUCACACAAGUUCCGAUCUUUUUCGAAAGCAAAUACCUUAUUUUAGAUUCUCGAUUAACAUAACCCUCUCUGUACGGCUCCGGCUACAUCGAUUUCGUAGGAGAAAUGUCAAUGGUUGCAAGCUCUUCGCACAGUGAUCCUGAUUCAAGAGGUUUGCUAGUGCUUCUUGAAGCUUUUAGUUCUCGUUUUUCUCUUGAUGACAUUACUACUGCGUACUACCAAGCAAGCCAGAAUGUCAAUGUGGCUGGUGAGAUUCUCUUUGCAAUGACUGAAAAGACGCCUCAAAGUGACCAAGUUGAAAUGGAGAAAGCAACCUCAAAGCCUACUCAGGUCUAUGUUCCUAAGGAAGUUCGACGACAAGAAGACAGCAAAGCCAAAGUAUGGAGGCCGAAGAAAACUUCUAUAUCUGGGGGCACUAUUUCAAGUUUUAUCGGUAAGGAGUAUGCUACAACCAGGCCUAUAUCAAAUGCUCCCCGAAAAACAACUAAGCCAAUGAAGAUAGACUCGAGGGAUAUUCCAGAAACUGAGAUAUGGAGUGAAGAAAUGCCAAAAAGUAACGAGGCAAAGAUAAGCAGGGCACCAACUGAUCUUGAGGAAUUUAUUGUUAAGAUGCUUGGAGAGGGUUUUCAAGCUAGCCCAGAUGUCAUUCGCCAGGUUCUUGGCGUAUGCGGAUAUGAUGUGGAGAAGAGUACGGAGAAACUGCUUGACUUGUCUGAUACCAAGAAGUAUGCUGAUGGUGGAAAUUCCAAUGAAGUUAUGCCAAAAGUUGAUCCACAAAGACGGGGAUCUACAUCCUGCAACCAAGUGGAACCGCAAGAUUUUUGUCAGAGUGACGGUGCAAGAACCUUUUCUGGUUCACAGGAAGGAGGCAGUGACAAAACUGGUCUUGAAAAGGAGGUUUUAAAAGCUUUGUUCUCAGGUGCGGAAAGAUAUGAGGAGGAAGAACCAAAAUUAACUCGAAGAUUUGGAGAAAGGAGAGCAAGAGUUACUGGUCGUCCUGUUUUUAAACCUCUGGAAGACCCUUUUCAAGAGAGAGUAGUUGCUAUGAAACGAUCGUCACAUACAUCUAAAGAAGAUGAAGAUGAUGAAAAUGAAUUUAAGGCACAUCGUAAAGCAGUACAUGAGUAUUGGAAUCAGAUGAAAGAAUAUUACGGAGCUGCUGCAGAAGCAUUCUCCAAAGGAGAACCUGAGCGAGCACGCAGACUCGUGGAGAAGGGACACUUUUUCGGACAAAAAGCUCGAGAAGCGGAUGACAAAUCUGUAGCAAAGAUGAUUGAAGUCAAGGAAGAUGAUGGUUCGACUUGCAAGGAAGACGAGGUAGUGACAGUGAAUGUGAACGAACACCAAGCAAAGGAAGCUCUUCGUCUUCUCAAGCGCCAACUUAUUUACUUCUCUGGCAUUUCAUCUUUCAAGUACCUCAGAGUCACAUUGGGUGACAAGAACGAAGAUUUCAAAAGCAAACGAAAGCAUAUUGUAAAGCUGCUGGAGGGAGAAUCUAUUGGUUGGACUGAAGAAGAUAAUGGCCUUGUGAUGAUGAUUCGUGUUGACGAGAUUGACCCCAAGAAAUUGACUUUUGCCAAGAAAUAAUAAGGAUCAAAUUCUUUGCUUCAUUCUAUAGAUGUCUAAAUUGUAACCAAACAGAGAGGCAUCUUGCAAAAAUUAUGAUUUUUGGUUUGAGAAUCGAAGAAUUAUCAAAGCCAUCUGACAUUACAAUAUU
Camelina sativa (false flax) is the source of this 1980-nucleotide messenger RNA. Its product is annotated as putative nuclear RNA export factor SDE5. Lineage: Eukaryota; Viridiplantae; Streptophyta; Magnoliopsida; Brassicales; Brassicaceae. The record is from RefSeq and is a predicted model, not a curated record.